This is a messenger RNA of Oryza sativa Japonica Group (Japanese rice), 2545 nucleotides long. NCBI's taxonomy places the organism in Eukaryota, Viridiplantae, Streptophyta, Magnoliopsida, Poales, Poaceae. The record is from RefSeq and is a predicted model, not a curated record.
CGGNCCAUGAGGCUGACCAGCCGAGCCGACCACCAUUNGUCGGAACCCUAACCCGCCAAAACCCAAAAUCAAAAUCGCCAUCUCGGCGAAGAAAUCCCCAAAUCCACCGGCGAAGCCCCACCAAACCGAUGGCGUCCCACGCCGCCGUCGUCGAGAUCAUCGACGACGACGACGACGACGACGACGACGUCGCCGCCGCCUCCACCCCUCCCGCCCUCCACAAGCGCUCCCAUGCGGUCGCCGCCGCCGCCCCCGAUUCCCCCGACGCCUUCUCCCCUUCCCCUCCAGACCCGAAGCGGCGGCAGCUCGCGGCGUCAACCAUCGUGCUCGACGACACCCCCACCCCUCCGAAGCGGCGGCCGCCGCCGGUAGCUGCCGACCGGUCCGCCUCCGUGGUGGCAGAUACGCCCCGGUCGUUCGUGCCGUGCUCGCUCCGCAACCGCGCCAUUGCUGGUGAUACGCCCGAUUCUGUUCUCCCGAGCCCGUCGUUCCACCUCGACGCUCCCGAUUCCGCGACCCCUGGCUCGGAUGUCCCGUGCUCCGUCGGGCUUGACGACAUUGUUCCUGAGACCCCGGGCUUCAACUCCCCACGCUUGGCUCGUCCCCCGGCCGUGCCUGGCUUGACGUCUCCUAUGACCGCGAGGAAAUUUUCUGGAGUAUCUUGUCCAAUAUCUCUGGAUAGUGAUGACGAAUUGGAUGACACUGUAUACAGGGAGUCUUUAACCAGGACGCCAAGCAAUAUGGCGAAGCCAGAACACGCAAUUCAGCCUUGUACUACUUCCUGUACUGAUAAAGUUGAGAAUACAAAAAGUACAGAUAAGAAGGAUUAUUCAAAAUCAAAUGUUGGAUAUCAAACAAACAAUUCUGCAUGCAAAAAUAAUGGAACAACCAGCUACAAUCAACCCCCUCGUGCUAAUUCUCCUUGUGAAGAUUCUACCUUGAAGGAGGCUGAUCCUUUUAUCAAUAACCAUUGUCCGCAGGAAGAAAAUGCCCUACCGAUUGAAGAAAGGAAGAAGAAACAACAGGAAGAGAAGAGACUAAAGAAGGAAAAGAAAGCCAGAGAAAUCGAAGAAAAAAAACAAAAACGACUGGAAACCAAAAAGCAAAAGGAAGCUAUGAAAGCUGAACUAGCAGAAUUGAAGAAGCUGGAGAAAGAAAAAAAGAAGUGGGAAUCAGGGAAGUUAGCUACAAAAUGUAUUGUUGCUGAGAUUGACUCAAGUGUUAUUGAAAGUGGCUCAGUUGGAGGUCAUCUUGUGCAAGGAUUUCAUGAGAAGGGCCUUUGUUUUCGAGUAACAUCUAAUUCAAUCAAGGGGUCAAUUUUAUGGAAGAUGCAAAUUCCUAAUGAGUUUACCCAGGACCAAGCUUCAACAUCACAAGUGCCAUAUAUUCUCUUUGUGCUUCAAGCUGAGGAAUUCUGCGAUCUUGUAAGUGGUGGUACAUUACUGGAUCAUGUUCAGAAAGUUCGAAGACAGUAUCCAGAAUUCACAAUUUGCUACGUUACUAAUAAACUGAUGAGCUUCAUAAAAAGACGUGAGCAGAAUCAGUACAACAAGACCACAUCAAAUUCUAAUAGUUGGAAGCGUCCACCAGUGGAAGAGGCCUUAUGCAAAUUAGCGACACACUAUGCUAGAGUGCGCUCAAGGCACUGCACAGAUGAAGCUGAAGUGACAGAGCAUAUUGUUGGCUUGACAUAUAGUCUUGCGAAUUGCAAGUUCAGGAAACCAUUGACAUGGUUAUCUGUGCAUGCUAAUGGUUCAAAUAUUUCUAAAGGUUGCGUUGAUAAAGAUCGGAUUAAGAAAAGUGCCUGGCUGAAGUCUUUAGUUGCUAUUCCCGGAGUCAGUCCAGGACAAGCUAUUGCAAUUGAGAAGAAGUACCCGUCCAUGAGAUCACUACUGAAUGUGUAUAUGGAUGACAGUAAAUCUGUUCAUGAAAAAGAACAUUUGCUUGAAGACUUGAGGUUGGAAGGUCCUCUGGGUGAUUUUAAGAGAAGGCUCGGACCAGCAUGCUCUAAAAAAGUGUACACAAUUCUCAUGGCACAAAAUGGAGCGGCAGAAGUGGAAGUUGAUAGGCGUGGAGCUUAGCUUAGCCUUCCAUGCUCACAUCGUCCUAAAUCAUGAAAGGUCGAUUUUGUAUUUAUGGCCCUUUUGUCCAUAUUGUUUAGAUGAAGCUUCAAGGUAGUUAAUGUGAUGUUCUUGGUGCUGAAGCCAUUACUUGUUAUGGCUGGCACUUUAAUGUGCUCUCUACCCAUCGAUAAAAAUGAAAUUAUCGUAAACUGAAGACAUGACACAACUUCUGCUAGAUAUCUGGAUGAUAGGCUGUGAUACCCUAUUCUGUGUGAUAGCAACACGAUAGGUCCCAGCAAUUUUGCAACUUUUGUAAAGUUCGUGACUAUUGAGAAAGGUUCAAGUAAAUAGGUUGGUACUGGAACCUAAAAAACAUAUUGAACGGCACUGCAUUUGUGCGUGUCGGCAGUGUAAUGUAUGGUACCUUAAGGCGCAGCCGUGCACUGUACGAUUACUCGCAUUAAUCAACUGCUUGUGGCUAC